This is a messenger RNA of Mercenaria mercenaria, 3350 nucleotides long. RefSeq names its product putative amine oxidase [copper-containing]. The coding region runs from base 157 to 2565 and encodes 802 amino acids. Lineage: Eukaryota; Metazoa; Mollusca; Bivalvia; Venerida; Veneridae. The record is from RefSeq and is a predicted model, not a curated record. Gene Ontology annotation, cellular component: plasma membrane. The transcript has 4 exons. Gene Ontology annotation, molecular function: copper ion binding; quinone binding; primary methylamine oxidase activity. Gene Ontology annotation, biological process: amine metabolic process.
GGUUACUGGGGUAAACAUAUUUACUUCAUGAGUCAAACGAGGACAAGCGUCGCGCUACUCUCAACAAAACGUUGAACUUAUUUUAAGCCAGAGUGAAACAGCGUGGGUGAACUAUACACAUCUAAUUAAUUUCAGUGGAGUUAAACAGGCUAGAAAAUGUCUGACUCUGAAUCGCCUGGGAAAUAUCGCCGCCAGAUUGGCAUAUGUCGGAUUGUGGUCGUCUUCCUUUGUGUGGUCAUAGUCGCUUUAGUCAUAGCAUUAGCCGUCGUCGCCUCCCGUUCAACGCCUGCAAAGACUGAAACACAGGCUCAGACACAAGACUGCAGUGCCGGUGACAAUAUCAACCUUGAUCCACCACAGGUACUACCGCCUUUCCAUGAUCUCACUCAGAAUGAGAUCAGGUCAUUGAAGAAGUUCCUAUAUGGGCAGACAGACCUAAAUCUGGCACACGCUGCGGACAUACUUAGUAAUAACAGUUACAUAUUUACAAUGGAACUUUACAUUCCAAACAAAAAGGACACGUUGAACUUUCUUGAUAAGAAUGCACCAGCGCCAAUAAGAGAAGCGUACGUUGUGAUUUUCAGGGGAGAUAAGCCAAAUCCGGUUGUAGAAGAAUAUAUCGUUGGGCCAUUGCCAAAUCCCACUAAUAAGAAAGCCCAGAAAACACAACCAUUCCUUUACCGUCCAUGGACCUCACCGGAAAUAGUUGGCGCUGUUUCUGUCAUGCAUCGUGAAAUUAAUAACAAAGUGAGCAAAAUUCUUCAGGAGAGUUAUGGUGGCAAACUGGGUAACUGUGAGGAGAACUGUCUAGAAUUUCAGAUGGCAAACCCAAUGUCCCCAACGGUAACAGGUGAACCAAAAAGAAGAAAACAGUGGUUUUGGCUCACACCUAUUGUCGAGUUCUGGAGUCUCCAUCCAUUAGACUUUCUAGUGUUAAUGGACCUUACAAGUAAUAAAGUUGAGGACUAUUUUAUUGACAAAAUUUUCUACGGUGAUAAGGUUUUCAGUUCCUUAGAUGAACUUAUGGAAUCAUAUGACAAUGGCACGGUUACUAAAACAAAGAUUCCCUUUCCGGAAAUUAGUAAAAACUUGUAUUCUUCUAUGAACAGAAGGGGGAAGCUGUUUCCCAGCGAACCAUUACUUCCGCCGAUUGAAUAUGAGCCAAGCGGUAAAAGAUAUUCAAUCAACGGCCGUCAUAUUAAAUACAUGGGUUGGGAUUUCGACGUAAGAAUGUCGACCAUUUCCGGUCCACAGAUAUUUGACAUACGGUAUAAUAAUGAGAGAAUUGUGUAUGAGCUCAGUCUACAAGAACUUGCAGCAUUUUACUCGUCCGCUAGUCCAGCACACAGAUUUUCAGACUACGUUGACAGCGUGGGUUUAAUUGGUGCCCGAGUCCGAUCACUGGUUUCUGGCGGUGAUUGUCCUUCACAUUCGACUUACCUCAGCAUGAACCACGUGUUAGAAGGAAAUGAAGACCCAGUUUACAUAGAUCGAGCUUACUGUGUUUUCGAACACAACACCGGAAAACCGCUAAGAAGACACUUGUCAAGCCAAGGUCCCUCGAAGUUUUACGAAGGAAUGAUGGAUGUAGUGCUCACUGUUCGCACCAUUGCAACCGUCGUCAACUACGACUACAUAAUGGACUUUAUUUUCCACCAAAACGGAGCUGUGGAAGUUCAGGUUAUUUCAACGGGCUAUAUUCUGACGUCGUUCAGUGUCCCUGCUGCAGAUGAUUACGGAUUCCGAUUACGUGAACAUAUCACUGGCAACCUACAUCAUCAUAUGUUUCAUUACAAAGUUGACAUGGAUAUUCACGGAACCGGAAAUAGAUUCGAAGUUCUUAAUAUAGUCCCAACAAAGGUGGAUAACUCUGAAUGGUCAGUAAGGAAAGAUUCGAAGUAUUCGUGCACUAAAAUGGUCAAAAAGGUAGUAAGUACAGAAAAAGAAGCGGCAUUGACGUUUAAUUUUGAUAAACCAAACUACCUGACCUUCUACAACAAUAAUGUCAAAUCGUCUGCUGGGGUCCCAAGGGCUUACAGACUUAUGACAAAGGGAAUGUCAAAACAGCUAUUUGAAAAGGGUUCUGGACAGGAACCCUCAGUGGCAUGGGCGCGUAACCAAGUAGCUGUGACCAAGUACAAAGAGGGGGAGAGAAGGAGCAGCUCCAUGUAUGCCAUCUGGGAUGCUGAGGAUCCAGUUGUCAAUUUCCAGAAAUUCAUUGACGACGAUGAAUCAAUUAAGGACGAGGACCAAGUUACCUGGGUAACAAUGGGCAUUCAUCAUAUCCCUCACAUGGAGGAUUUCCCCGUGACCCCUACAAUCGGUCUUGACCUCUCAUUCCUACUCAUACCUAACAAUUACUUUGAUGAAGAUCCGGCCAUGGGCUCUGGAGACGCUAUUAGAAUUCAACCCAACGACCAACAAGAUAUCGACAAGGGAAUAAAAGUGGAAACAUACGGAAAGUCUGAGCCGCAGUGUAAACCCAGGCAGUCGUCUUUUGUAAGUGAAGUCAAGAAGAACCCAGGGAGCAUUUUUGACCAACCAACUGGCGAAGUUGUAAUUUAACAUGUAAUUCUUAAAAUCUGUGUUGGAGAUAGAAGGAAUUACGCAUAAAUAUGAUAGUUCUGUUUAAAGUCAGAAAAAGGUCCUUAUUCGGGUGAAACACUUUGCUUGGGACGAGAGAGUAUUUUGCACUAUUUUGUUGUAAAUGUGAACUUCUAUCAGGGGAAGUAACUAAUUGAUGUGCGCUAAACCCAUUACUAAAUUGCUUAAAACUUUGAAAGGCGCGCAAGUUACAUACUGGGUGUCCACGAGAUGUCAUGUUUUCGGAUAAUAUAACACCUUCUUGUUUAAGUUGAAGGAUUUCUGCAGUAUUUCUGACCAUUUAGCCACCGAGAGUAUAAUAAUAUAAUUAGUCUCAUCGGAGCGGUCUCCGUAUUUUGCGGAACAUGAUCGUUUCAAGAUGAAAUAGUUCAUUAAAAAACAUUCAUUUUGUAUAGCUAGUGUAUUCGAUGCAGGACACUCUUAGUGAGGAGACAUUAGGAUUGUCAGGUCAAGUUUACCAACUUGCUCUUUUCUCCUAUUAUUUUUUUUUUCUCAGUGAUUUUUAAUUGUUUCAUCUUUGAGAAAAUAUGCUAAAGAAAAUUUUAAAUAGUGAUACCUAUCGAUUGGGUACUCAAGUAUAAAAGAUAGUGUGUACAUAUUAGUAAGAUGUCUUGGAGUAGGGUCGGAAGAGAGAGCUAAUGUUAAAGCUUGCAUUGCACCCCAAUCCAUUUGCACUCUCAAUUAACAUUAAUUUUGUAUGAUUUUGUAUGUAAUAUACUUAUACGAGUAAAUGCAUUAAUAUUGUA